Messenger RNA from Cololabis saira (Pacific saury), 3244 nucleotides. RefSeq names its product lysine (K)-specific demethylase 8 (gene kdm8). Gene Ontology annotation, cellular component: nucleus. The transcript has 7 exons. Gene Ontology annotation, molecular function: histone H3K36 demethylase activity. The record is from RefSeq and is a predicted model, not a curated record. NCBI's taxonomy places the organism in Eukaryota, Metazoa, Chordata, Actinopteri, Beloniformes, Belonidae. The coding region runs from base 1410 to 2633 and encodes 407 amino acids.
UACAAUUAAAAAUUAAGAAAUCAUACACCAGUCAACCUCUGCCUCUCUGACUGCUGUGGUUGAACAUGUCUGGUAGUAUAGGAUGGUUGUUUUAAUGUUAUAUCUUUCCACUUCUGUGCAAUUCACUCAACACAGGAACGUCGAGUAAAGGUGGUGCAGAAAUGGCACAUUAUUAAGAGUGUCAGAGAGCAUGGUCGUGACUUUCACACAUGAUUUGGCUCCAAAUUAAAAUCAGCAUCCACGUAUCUGUUUUGAAAUAGAAUCAGUGAGGUUACAUUUUAACCUCACUGAGAAUCUCUGGGAUGGAUUGGUGAAGCAGUUUAACUCACACCACGAGAACAAGAACUUGGCAAAAAUGAGCGCAGCUCGGGAUGGAAAUAAAUGAAGUGACAUUGCAUGAGCUUGUUGGAAGGAUGCCACAGCAUGUGCUUGUUUAAAAAAAAAAAAAAGCUAAAAGUGGUCCAACACUUCUGUUGGUUCACGUUUUUGCCUCCAUGAAGUGAUUAUUUGAUUUCAUACACAAAGGUAGUUAUUUGUCUACAUUUCAAGUUUUCUGAAACUUUUUUGCUUAAAUAUUAAUUUUGGUUAAAGUCAAGUUGAACAUUUUCAGCUUGAGUUUUUGAGUCAAAUGCUUUAUUGAGAGGAUAUUAGAUGAGGUAACUCUCCAAACAUCCAAAGUGAAUACUGAGUUUAUGCUUUUUGUUUUGUGCAAAUAUCUCAUCCGGCUAUUUAAAAAAAAUAAUCUGAGAACUGCUGGAGGGAACUUUAGAGUCAUGGCAUACUUUAGGCAUGUGGCUUGUUAAAUAAAACUAUUCAUAUUUGUGGAGUUGAGUCUGCCUCUGUGAAACACACAACUGCGUUUCUGUACGCAAAUGAAUCAGGUGCUCAAAGUUGGCCGCCUCUCACUUUGGCAGGAUCUCCAGCAACACAGAGCAUCCAAACAUGGACGGAGUCACGCGGAGGCAGAGCUCCAGCUCCAGAAACUGUGUGAUGGACCGCCGUCAUCGUGCAUGUGUCCCACGCAUAGCUUUGGCUCAGGAUGUCCUCACCUGUGUUUGCCAAUAUGGAAAUUAGGUGUAUAUAUCUGUUUGCCUGCAGCAGAGAGGCUGUUAGCGGGGAAACAAACAAUUGUCCCGUGCAUGUGUGUAUUGAGGGAGGGUGGUUGCAGCAGAUUGUUACAUCGAUGGGCAUAAGACCAGUUUAGCAGACAAGUGAUUACAUUCCAGCCUUUGCCUCUGAAAAUAUCAGCAAACUGUUCCAAGUUAGGCAGCGUCCAAACAGUGGGAAUGUAUAUUUAGCUUCAAUUAGAGGUUCCUUAUCAUCAUGGCUACAAUCUGAAGUAGCGUGGGGCUUUUUAUUCAUCUUCAUCCUCAAUCCCACAGUACACAGAAAGGUCCUUCGUCUCAUCGAUGGCUUCACUGUGGUCGAAAAUCUCUGCCGCUCUGCCUUCUCACGAAGAACAGUUUCCACUCCAGUUCAGUGACAAAGUGGAGUCAAGUGUGGUGGAAAUGCUGAGAUGGGCCCGGCAGCAGCUGUACAGCCACACGGCGAGCACCAGCCCAGUGCUCAGUGCUCAGAUCAUUCUGGACAUCUCAUGGGAGAAACUCAACACGGGAACGUGGCGCCAUGUAGACAAAGAGUGGAGGCGGGUUUACUCCUACGGCUGCCUGUUCAAAGUGGCCGCGCUGUGUCGAGACGGCCCAUCGGAGGACGAGAUCCUGCAGGCCGUCAAGACGUGUGACAUGGGUUUGCUCAUGGGUGCCGCCAUCAUGGAUAAUAUACUUCAGGUUGUCGUCCGGAUUCUGCAGAGGGAAAUAAGAAAAACCGGGGCCGACGAGGGUGUGGAGGCUAAGAGGCCAAAGAUCGCAAGUCCCUCUGUUCCUGCAAUCAGAGAAGAGAUGGCAGUUCCCAGGAUUAAGUGUCCUUCCCUAGAAAGCUUCAAAACAAACUACCUUCUCCCCCUCAAACCAGUGAUUUUAGAGGGAGUCAUCAGCCACUGGCCCGCCUUCAACAAACACCCCUGGAGCAUAGACUACCUGAGAUCUGUGGCCGGAUGCCGGACCGUUCCCGUUGAAGUGGGAUCCAGGUACACAGACGAGGACUGGUCGCAAACGCUGCUCACCGUCAGCGACUUCAUCGACAGGUACAUUUUGAAUAAAAGCCAAACCUCCCAGGAUGGGGUGAAAGCCGUGGGUUAUCUUGCUCAGCACCAGCUUUUUGAUCAGAUACCAGAGCUAAAGGAAGACAUCUGCAUUCCAGACUACUGCUGUCUUGGUGAAGGCGAUGAAGACGACAUUACUAUAAAUGCAUGGUUUGGACCCGCCGGUACUGUAUCUCCUCUUCACCAAGACCCUCAGCAGAACUUCCUAGCCCAGGUGGUUGGAAGCAAAUACAUUCGCCUGUAUUCCCCCGAGGACACAGACAAGCUCUAUCCUCACCAGUCGCAGCUUCUUCACAACACCAGUCAGGUGGAGGUGGAGAAUCCAGACGCCGAGCGCUUCCCGGAGUUUUCCAAGGCUCCGCAUCUCGAAUGUGUGUUGCAACCGGGAGACGUGCUGUUCAUCCCUGUCAAACACUGGCAUUAUGUCCGAUCCCUAGACGUCAGCUUCUCUGUCAGCUUCUGGUGGUCGUGAUUGGAGGUUCAUAAUAAAGCAUAUCAAACUGACUUUCUACUCCAGUGGGGGGGGGCGGAACAGAUUUGAAGCUAUUGUAAAGUUAAUUAUUGUUAUUGCUAAAACAGCUGCUGAUGACACAAACCUUUGAUCUGAACGAUUUAAUCACCAAGUGAGCUACAACUAUAGAAAUGUGGUAGCAGGCGGGUUAUAAACUGACAAGCGAGUAAGCAAUCAAGCAGGUCACAGAUGAGUAUAAUUAAAUUAAAUGAAUCCCCUGGAUGUAGACGGGCUUGGAAAUGAAAGCAUCCUCACUGGGGUUCGACUCGUGCCCCGAGCACAGUGCGAGAUGACAGACAACGGCACAUUUCAGGCUCGAGCUGUGAAUCCUGCCAGUAGGUUUUAACCAAGCCUGCUCAUUACGACUAGAAUGUGAAGAUGUAAUGAAAUAAAGAGGAUCGGGGCCGAUAUCCACGUUUUGAACAACUUCUUUACUAAAUGAACAGUUGGUUAAAGUUGUACUUAUAGGAACGCUGAAGUGCAAAAGCUCAAUAAAGAAGGAAAACAGAAAUAUUUGUUUGUAGCCAGCGUAUCUGCAUUAUUCAAAAUGCUCAAAAAUACAUUAAAAUGUU